This is a messenger RNA of Cololabis saira (Pacific saury), 10171 nucleotides long. RefSeq names its product spectrin beta chain, non-erythrocytic 1-like. Lineage: Eukaryota; Metazoa; Chordata; Actinopteri; Beloniformes; Belonidae. Gene Ontology annotation, cellular component: cell junction; cortical actin cytoskeleton; plasma membrane. Gene Ontology annotation, biological process: actin cytoskeleton organization; protein localization to plasma membrane. Gene Ontology annotation, molecular function: phospholipid binding; structural constituent of cytoskeleton; actin filament binding. The record is from RefSeq and is a predicted model, not a curated record.
UGCUGCUGCAGGACCUGUUUGUGGUCCUGGUUCUGGUCCCAGUCCUGGUUCUAGGUCUGGAUCUGGUUCUGGUCGGACUCUCCUCCUCCUCCUCCGUGCGCGUGCGUGUCUGUCUCCGCCGGAUCGGCCUGCAGGUUCUCCAGCCUCCUCAGCCUGGCAGUCUGACCCGGUCUGAACCGGAUCUGAACACCCGGCCCGGUUGAACCGGAGACACCGGGCGGGACCUGAAGACGCCGGCGGCGGCAGCAGCGGCGGCGCCGCGGCGGUCACCAUGACGACGGUGGCGGCGGAGUACGAGCACAUGGAGAUCCAGCAGCAGUUCAACGAGGGCGUCAACAACCGCUGGGACGCCGACGACUGGGACAACGAGAACAGCUCGGCCCGGCUGUUCGAGCGCUCGCGCAUCAAGGCGCUAGCAGAUGAGCGCGAGGCGGUGCAGAAGAAGACCUUCACCAAAUGGGUGAACUCCCACCUGUCCCGGGUGUCCUGCCGGAUCACAGACCUGUACAUGGACCUGCGGGACGGACGCAGCCUCAUCAAGCUGCUGGAGGUUCUGUCGGGGGAGCGGCUGCCCAAACCCACCAAGGGCCGGAUGAGGAUCCACUGCCUGGAGAACGUGGACAAGGCGCUGCAGUUCCUGAAGGAGCAGAAGGUUCACCUGGAGAACAUGGGGUCGCACGACAUCGUGGACGGGAACCACCGGCUCACGCUGGGCCUGAUCUGGACCAUCAUCCUGCGCUUCCAGAUCCAGGACAUCAGCGUGGAGACGGAGGACAACAAGGAGAAGAAGUCGGCCAAGGACGCCCUGCUGCUCUGGUGCCAGAUGAAGACGGCCGGAUAUCCCAACGUCAACAUCCACAACUUCUCCACCAGCUGGAGGGACGGCAUGGCCUUCAACGCCAUCCUGCACAAGCACAGACCCGACCUGAUUGACUUUGAUAAGCUGAAGAAAUCCAACGCUCACCACAACCUGCAGAACGCUUUUAACCUGGCGGAGCAGCACCUGGGCCUGACCAAGCUGCUGGACGCUGAGGACAUCAGCGUGGAUCACCCCGAUGAGAAGUCCAUCAUCACCUACGUCGUCACCUACUACCACUACUUCUCCAAGAUGAAGGCGCUGAAGGUGGAGGGCAAGAGGAUCGGCAAGAGGAUCGGCAAGGUGCUGGACAACGCCCUGGAGACGGAGAAGAUGGUGGACAAGUACGAGUCUCUGGCGUCGGAGCUGCUGGAGUGGAUCGAACAGACCAUAAUAAUCCUGAACAACAGAAAGUUCGCCAACUCCCUGGUGGGAGUUCAGCAGCAGCUGCAGGCGUUCAACACCUACCGCACCGUGGAGAAGCCGCCCAAGUUCGUGGAGAAGGGGAACCUGGAGGUUUUGCUCUUCACCAUCCAGAGUAAGAUGAGAGCAAACAACCAGAAGGUUUACACGCCGCGGGAGGGAAAACUCAUCUCCGACAUCAACAAGGCGUGGGAGCGUCUGGAGAAGGCGGAGCACGAGCGCGAGCUAGCGCUGAGGACGGAGCUGAUUCGUCAGGAGAAACUGGAGCAGCUCGCCCGGCGGUUCGACCGUAAGGCUGCCAUGAGGGAGACGUGGCUGAGCGAGAACCAGCGGCUUGGUCUCCCAGGUAACUUCCUGUCACCUGACAACUUCGGGUUCGACCUCCAGGCCGUUGAAGCCGCCACUAAGAAACACGAGGCCAUAGAAACCGACAUCGCCGCCUACGAGGAGCGAGUGUCGGCGGUGGUUUCCGUGGCGAGGGAGCUGGAGGCCGAGAGCUACCACGACAUCAAGCGCGUGACGGCGCGGAAGGACAACGUGAUCCGGCUGUGGGAGUAUCUGCUGGAGCUGCUGAAGGCCCGGCGGCUCCGGCUGGAAUCAAACCUCGGCCUGCAGCGCGUCUUCCAGGAGAUGCUGCACAUCAUGGACUGGAUGGACGAGAUGAAGAUGCUGCUGCUGUCGCAGGACUACGGGAAGCACCUGCUGGGCGUGGAGGACCUGCUGCAGAAACACGCGCUGGUGGAGGCCGACAUCGCCGUCCAGGCCGACCGCGUCCGCAACGUCAACAGCACCGCGCAGAAGUUCGUCAUCGACACCGAUGGUUACAAACCCUGCGACCCCCAGAUCAUCCGGGACCGGGUCGCCCACAUGGAGUUCUGCUACCAGGAGCUGAGCCAGCUAGCGGCCGAGCGGAGAGCGCGGCUCGAGGAGUCGCGGCGCCUCUGGAAGUUCUUCUGGGAAAUGGCUGAAGAGGAAGGGUGGAUCCGGGAGAAGGAGAAGAUCUUGUCCUCCGAGGAUUGUGGGAAGGACCUGACGGGCGCCGUGCGGCUGCUGAGUCAGCACAAAGCCUUCGAGGACGAGAUGACGGGCCGAUCCGCGCACCUGCAGCAGAGCGUCAGGCAGGGCGACGAGCUGGUGGCCGAGCAGCACUUCGGAGCCGACAAGAUCAAGGAGCGGAUCCUCGACAUCCAGGAGCAGUGGGCGGCGCUGGAGCGACUCUCUGCCGUCCGUAAAGCUCGUCUGCAGGAGGCCUGCAACCUGCACCAGUUCCAGGCCGACGCGGACGACAUUGACACCUGGAUGCUGGACGUCCUGCGGAUCGUGUCCAGCGUGGACGUCGGCCAUGACGAGUUCUCCACGCAGGCUCUGGUGAAGAAGCACAAGGACGUGUCCGAGGAGAUCGGCAGCUACCGGCCCGUCAUUGACGCGCUGCACGAGCAGUCGCGGACGCUGCCGCCCGAGAAGGCCGACUCCGAGGAGGUGCAGAGUCGGCUAGCCGGCAUCGAGGAGCGCUACAAGGAGGUGGUGGAGCUGACGCGGCUCAGGAAGCAGGCGCUGCAGGACGCGCUGGCGCUCUACAAGAUCCUGAGCGAGGCUAGCUCCUGCGAGCUGUGGAUCGACGAGAAGGAGCAGUGGCUCAACAGCAUGGACAUCCCGGAGAAGCUGGAGGACCUGGAGGUGGUGCAGCACCGGUUCGAGAGUCUUGAACCGGAGAUGAACAGCCAGGCGUCGCGGGUCGCCGUGGUGAACCAGGUCGCCAGGCAGCUGAUCCACAGCGGACAUCCGGGAGAGACGGACAUCAAGGCCCAUCAGGACAAGCUCAACACAAGGUGGGGCCAGUUCAGAGACCUGGUGGACCAGAAGAAGGAGAGCCUCAGCUCGGCUCUGGGCGUCCAGAACUACCACCUGGAGUGCAACGAGACCAAGUCCUGGAUCAAGGAGAAGACCAAGGUGAUCGAGUCGACCCAGGAGCUGGGCAACGACCUGGCCGGCGUCAUGGCGCUGCAGCGGAAGCUGACGGGGAUGGAGCGCGACCUGGUGGCCAUCGAGGACAAGCUGAGCGACCUGGGGAAGGAGGCGGGCCGCCUGUCCUCCGAGCACCCGGACCAAUCAGAGGCCAUCGGGGGCCGGCUGGCCCAGAUCACGGCCGUCUGGGACGAGAUGAAGGACACCCUGAAGACCCGGGAGGAGUCCCUGGGCGAGGCCAGCAAGCUGCAGCAGUUCCUGCGCGACCUGGACGACUUCCAGUCGUGGCUGUCGCGGACGCAGACGGCGGUGGCGUCGGAGGACCGGCCCAACACGCUAGCCGAGGCCGAGAAGCUGCUGGCGCAGCACGAGAACAUCCGUAACGAGAUCCGUAACUACGAGGAGGACUACCAGCGCAUGCGGGACAUGGGCGAGGCGGUGACCCGCGGCCAGACCGACGCGCAGCACAUGUUCCUGCGGCAGCGGCUGCAGGCGCUCGACACCGGCUGGAACGAGCUGCACCGCAUGUGGGAGAACCGGCAGAACCUGCUGUCGCAGUCGCACGCCUACCAGCUGUUCCUGCGGGACACCAAGCAGGCCGAGGCCUUCCUCAACAACCAGGAGUACGUCCUGGCCCACACGGAGAUGCCCACCACCCUGGAGGCGGCCGAGGCCGCCAUCAAGAAGCAGGAGGACUUCAUGACCACCAUGGACGCCAACGAGGAGAAGAUCGGCGCCGUGGUCGACACCGGCCGCCGCCUGGUCGCCGACGGCAACGUCAACGCCGAGCGCAUCCAGGAGAAGGUCGACUCCAUCGACCAGAGGCACAAGAAGAACCGGCAGGCGGCCAACGACCUGCUGACGAGGCUGAAGGACAACCGAGACCUGCAGAAGUUCCUGCAGGACUGCCAGGAGCUGUCCCUCUGGAUCAACGAGAAGAUGCUGACGGCGCAGGACAUGUCCUACGACGAGGCGCGGAACCUGCACAGCAAGUGGCUGAAGCACCAGGGCUUCAUGGCCGAGCUGCAGUCCAACAAGGAGUGGCUGGACAAGAUCAGCCAGGACGGCCGGGCCCUGAUGGCGGAGAAGCCGGACACGGAGUCGAUGGUCCAGGAGCAGCUGGGGUCCCUGAAGACCAUGUGGGCGGAGCUGGAGUCCACCACCCAGACCAAGGCCAAGUGUCUGUUCGACGCCAACAAGGCGGAGCUGUUCACGCAGAGCUGCGCCGACCUGGACAAGUGGCUGACGGGCCUGGACUCGCAGCUGGGCUCGGACGACUACGGCAAGGACCUGACGUCCGUCAACAUCCUGCUGAAGAAGCAGCAGAUGCUGGAGAGCCAGGUGGAGGUCCGGCAGAAGGAGGUCCAGGAGCUGCAGGGUCAGUCCCAGGCCCUGAGCCAGGAGGGUAAAGGGUCCGAGGAGGUGGACGGCCAGAGACGGACGGUGGAGACCAAGUUCCAGAACCUGCAGGCGCCGCUCCAGACCCGGCGGGACAAACUGAUGGCGUCUCGCGAGAUCCACCAGUUCAACCGGGACGUGGAGGACGAGAUCCUGUGGGUGGAGGAGCGGAUGCCUCUGGCCGCCUCCACCGACCACGGACACAACCUGCAGACGGUGCAGCUGCUCAUCAAGAAGAACCAGACCCUGCAGAAGGAGGUCCAGGGCCACCAGCCGCGCUUCGACGACAUCUUCGAGCGCAGCCAGCACGUCCUGCGGGACGACGGCGCGGCGUCGGAGCUGAUCCGGCGGCGACUGGCCGAGCUGCAGGCGCUGUGGGACCAGAUCCGGGAGGAGACGGAGAAGCGCCACACCCGCCUCAGCGAGGCCCACCAGGCCCAGCAGUACUACUUUGACGCCGCCGAGGCCGAGGCCUGGAUGAGCGAGCAGGAGCUCUACAUGAUGUCCGAGGAGAAGGCCAAGGACGAGCAGAGCUCGGUGGCCAUGCUGAAGAAGCACCAGAUCCUGGAGCAGGCGGUGGAGGACUACGCCGACGCCGUGCACCAGCUGUCCAGCACCAGCCGGGGCCUGGUGGCCGCCGGCCACCCCGACAGCGAGCGCGUGGGCAUGCGUCAGUCCCAGGUGGAUAAGCUGUACGCGGGGCUGAAGGACCUGUCGGAGGAGCGGAGAGGGAAGCUGGACGAGCGUCUGCGGCUGUUCCAGCUGAACCGGGAGGUGGACGACCUGGAGCAGUGGAUCGCCGAGCGGGAGGUGGUGGCCGGCUCGCACGAGCUGGGCCAGGACUACGAGCACGUCACCAUGCUGCAGGAGCGGUUCCGGGAGUUCUCCCGGGACACCGGGACCAUCGGCCAGGAGCGCGUGGACGGCGUGAACCGUCUGGCGGACGAGCUGAUCGACGGGGGACACGGAGACGCCGCCACGGUGGCGGAGUGGAAGGACGGGCUGAACGAGGCCUGGGCCGACCUGCUGGAGCUGGUGGACACGCGGACCCAGAUCCUGGCCGCCUCCUGGGAGCUGCACCGGUUCUACCACGACGCCAAGGAGGUCCUGAACCGGAUCCUGGACAAGCGGCGCCGGCUGCCCGAGGAGUCGGGCCGGGACCAGAACACGGUGGAGGCCCUGCAGAGGAGCCACACCACCUUCGAGCACGACAUCCAGGCCCUGGGGACUCAGGUCCGGCAGCUCCAGGAGGACGCCGUCCGUCUGCAGUCGGCGUACGCCGGAGACAAAGCUGACGACAUCCAGAAGAGGGAAGGAGAGGUCCUGGAGGCCUGGAGGAACCUGCUGGAGGCGGCCGAGGCCCGGCGGGUCAAGCUGUCCGACACCGGGGACAAGUUCCGCUUCUUCAGCCUAGUGAGGGACCUGAUGCUGUGGAUGGAGGACGUGAUCCGGCUGAUCGAGGCGCAGGAGAAGCCCAGGGACGUGUCGUCGGUGGAGCUGCUCAUGAACAACCACCAGGGCAUCAAGGCGGAGAUCGACGCCCGCAACGACAGCUUCACCGCCUGCAUCGAGCUGGGGAAGACGCUGCUGGCCAGGAAGCACUACGCUUCGGAGGAGAUCAAAGAAAAGUUGUUACAGUUGACGGACAAGAGGAAAGACAUGAUUGACAAGUGGGAGGAUCGUUGGGAGUGGCUGAGACUGGUGCUGGAGGUGCACCAGUUCUCUCGUGACGCCGGCGUGGCCGAGGCCUGGCUGCUGGGCCAGGAGCCCUACCUGUCCAGCAGAGACACGGGCGCCAGCGUGGACGAGGUGGAGAAGCUCAUCAAGCGCCACGAGGCCUUCGAGAAGUCGGCCGCCACCUGGGAGGAACGCUUCGCCGCGCUGGAGCGCCUCACCACCAUGGAGCUGCUGGAGGUCCGGCAGAGGCAGGAGGAGGAGGAGAAGAGGAGGAGGGGGAAGGAGGAGACGGAUGGAGACGCUGCCGUCGCCGCGGCGACGCCCAGGGAGGGCGAGCCGGCGUCCCAGAACGGGCUUCCGUCGGAGCAGGAACCCCCCAGGGAUAACGCGGAGGAGGUGGUGAACGGCGUGUCGGAGCCGAGCCCGGCCGGGUCACCCGGGGCGACCCACAAGGCCCGGCCCAGCCAGGCGGCCACCCUGCCGGCCAAAACCCAGCAGGACGUCGCGGCGCUGCCGUCGCAGCUGGAGGCUUUUCUGCACCGCAAACACGAGUGGGAGGGACACAACAAGAAGGCGUCCAACAGGUCCUGGCACAACGUGUACUGCGUGAUCAACCACAAGGAGAUGGGAUUCUACAAGGACCAGAAGAGCGCCAGCCAGGGAAUCCCGUACCACAGCGAGAUCCCCGUCAGCCUGAGGGACGCCGCCUGCGAGGUGGCGCUGGACUACAAGAAGAAGAAGCACGUCUUCAAGCUCAAGAUCACCGACGGGAACGAGUAUCUGUUCCAGGCCAAAGACGACGAGGAGAUGAGCGCCUGGAUCUCCACCAUCGCGGUGGCGGCGGCCGGCGACCAGCUGGAGGUGACGCCCAGCGGCCACAGCACGCCGGCGGCCUCCGCCCGCGCCCAGACGCUGCCGGCCUGCGCGGCGGCGGCGCCGGAGUCCAGCCCCGGGAAACGGGAGAAGGACAAGGAGAAACGAUUCAGCCUGUUCAGCAAGAAGAAGUAAAACCAACCGCCCCCAACCUGGUGCUGCCGCCAUCGACCUGGGCAAAUGUUUGUUGAAGAUGUCAGUCGACCAGCUUCUCUGUUAGUCUGCCCAUAGCAACCGACCCUCCCCUAGCAACCAACCCUCCCCUAAGCAACCCACCCUCCCCUAGCAACCCACCCUCCCCUUAGCAACGGUAACCGCUCAGCUUCAUUUAACCACGACUGAUAAGACGAUCUAACAACAGCAAAUAUUUAACGAUUCUGAACAGAACCGCGCUAGCCAUACGAACCCGCACCGUUGCCAUGUCCGACCCCCCCCUUUCCCCCCAUCCCUCCCCGUCCCUCCCCGUCCUCCAGGUGGGACUCCAGCAUGAUGCUAGCUCCGAGCCAAAACUGUCCACUCCGUGCCUAACGAGCGCCAAGGGGGCGGCGCCCGGCGAAGGGGGCGGCGCCCGGCGGCGCUUCAGGCAGCUGAGUUUGCCACUGAACAACAACGACGUAGAGGACAAAAACCCACUUUAUUCUUGCUGUUAUUUGUUCUUUUCUGUUCUUGUUUUGUCUCUCGCCUUGUUGGGGUCGUGUUUACCCCCCCGUCUCCCCCCCGGGGCGUCUCCCCCGCCCCCCCCGGGGUUGUAGGUCGUUCCCGUCCCGGUCCAUCCUCGGCUUUCGCGAGGCCUUGUCUUUGCAAGAUGACGUGUAACCCCUCUGUAGCGGGGAACCCGAGGCGGCGGCGCGGCGACGACCCCUCCCCGAUGCCACAGUCGCCAUGGAAACGGCUAAUUAAUGCACUGAGAACCCCCCCCCUUCAGGGCGGCCGUGGUCCGGGGGCGUCGCCGCGCCGCGCUUCGGUCUGUAUGUAUAACUUGUGUAUAACAAAACUGUUAAAAUGAACCUGUGUUUAACUUCACUUAUUAUUAUUACUAAUAACUAAUAAUAACAUAAUAAAUAAGCUUCAUCUUCGUGUGAAACACUUGUAAAGUCUGAAUGAAGGAGUCAUAAAUACCUGAGACCAGUAGGAAUGUUUAUAACUCACCUUUUACAGCAUCCAGCCACCUUUCUUUUCUACUUUUAGUUAGUUAUUUAGUCGUCUGUUGCCACGGCGACGCUGCGUCACAGCUUUGUUUUGUCGUCUGUUGCCACGGCAACGCUGAGUCACAGUUUCGUUUCUACGGCGACGCUGCGUCCGAGCUUCGUUUAGUCGCCCGUUUCCACGACGACGCUGCGUCGCAGCUUCGUUUAGUCGUUUGUUGCCACGACGACGCUGCGUCACAGCUUCGUUUAGUCGUUUGUUGCCACGGCAACGCUGAGUCACAGUUUCGUUUCCACGACGACGCUGCGUCGCAGCUUCGUUUAGUCGUGUGUUGCCACGACGACGCUGCGUCACAGCUUCGUUUAGUCGUUUGUUGCCACGACGACGCUGCGUCUCAGCUUCGUUUAGUCGUCUGUUGCCACGACGACGCUGCGUCACAGCUUCGUUUAGUCGUCUGUUGCCACGACGACACUGCGUCUCAGCUUCGUUUAGUCGUUUGUUGCCACGGCGACGCUGAGUCAUAGUUUCAUUUCCCCGGCGACGCUGAGUCUCAGCUUCUUUUAGUCGUCUGUUGCCACGGCGACGCUGCGUCACAGCUUCUUUUAGUCGUCUGUUGCCACGGCGAUGCUGCGUCUGAACUUCGUUUAGUCCCCCGAGGGUGAAGAUUUGCUAUAAAACAUUUACUCCGAGCUUCGCUGUGAAGUUGGUCCUGAAAAGCUUUUACUGGAAGUGAAUAAUAAUCGUGCUAGCGUGCUCGUCAGCUUCAGCUCUCCUCUUUUCUUCUCCUCUUUCUUUUUUUAAGAUUUCAAACUUUUACGCUGAUUUUUUUUGUAGUGAAGUCUGUGGAGCUUUUUGUACGGAAGUUAAUUUAUGACAAAAUUCAGUUAGUUACCUAGGUUUUCUAUUCUUGCUUAUUUCCACUUGAAACGAUCAGUUAAAAUAAAAAACAAUGGUUCAUGUUGAAGCUGCAUCGUUCAUUUUAAAGUCUUAAUUACUAUGUGCCAAUUGGUGAGUGUGCGUACUUUUACACACUUUUUCACCAGCAAGUAAAUUUAGCCAAAAUAUUUUCUUUUUUUUUUUGCUUGAAAAUCACUAACUAUUUUAAGAAAUACUAAUUAAAGUAUUUCCUUUUAACUAAUUAGUCUUUUUUCUACAACUAGAACCCUGUUUGGCUGCUUGUAUUUGAAAAAAGUCGAGGAUGAGGUGGAUUUUAGCGGAAGAUAAUUAGCGAUUAAAGUCCCAAAAAUGGGCGUGUCUGACAGAAGUGGGCGUGUCUGACCGAAGUGGGCGUGGCCUGGCAGGAAGGUGGUAAGGUGAAGUAACUUUAUUGAUAAACGAAGGUAGAUUUGUUUGCAGGUAAAAAGUAGAAACAUUGACGGACAAACAAAACAAAUGCUCCAGAUUGAAUAAGCAAUACAAUAGAUACAUUAAUAAAUGAAUAGAUAGACCUAGAUGGAGGAUGGGAAAUUGGGGACAAAACUACAUUUAUACAUUUUAGUUUUGCACAGGUGAGGUGAGUUAAGUUGCUUUUCCCUCCUCGUAAUUUUGUCAUAAAUGAACUUCUGUAGUUUCCAGAAAAACAGCAGGAUUGCGCCCAAACGUAAGGAAUGUGGGUGUUUUUUGUGUUUUUUUCCAGGGGUGGCCCGAGGUGGGCGGGGCCAGGACUCCACCGGCUCAUCGAUCCUGUUCUGUUUUUCAUUUUUUAUUUUUUAUUUUGGAGCCAGAAAAAUUCUGGCAAUUUAAUAAAUAUAGUGUGCAUUCCUCUGUCACGGUAACCAUAGUAACGAGAUAUUUCUUUAUUGUUGCACAAUCAGUGAUGCCACGGCUGGGGUG